UAAAACCCUGUUAAACGCAAAACAGCAGAUGGAGAUAAUAACAACAACCCUGAUCUUAGCCCUAUGCAAGACCCUAACCCUGACCUUGCCAUUACCCUUCAUGAAAACAAAUCUUCUCCUUCCCCACUUAAGUUCCAUCGAAUAUGGUCUGAUUCGGAUGAAAUUCAAUUGUUACAAGGUCUUAUUGAUUCCACAAAGAUGGGUUUGAUUUUCCCUCGUGAUCUUGGGCUCCUUCAAUUCUCUAAAGGAUCCAUGUCUAAAUCUUAUACCAAAAAUCAACUCUAUGAGAAACAUCGUCGAUUACGUGAGAAAUUUCGUGUUAUUUCUGAAAGAAUCACUCGAGGUCUUGAUUUUUCACUUCGUGUUAGCUCGCAGACUGAGGGUUUACUCGAUGUGGACUUCUAUAGAAUCGCUAAGACCAGCAACUUUAAAAGAAUUUGGAAGAAGACUACAGAGAAAUCAGAUCGAAGGAGUAACAACAACUUCAUAAGCAAAUUGGAUCAAACAUGGAAGGAAGAGCAAUCAGAUUUUGGAUGACGUGGUGUGUAAGUGGUUGCCAUGGCGACCCAUCUUCAUCAUCUCUUUCUUUCUUAACAAUGCUGCUUCGAAAAACUUCUUGAUACCCUUCACAGAAGAACCUUCCAGACCUUCAUCUUCUCUGAUGGCAUUCUUAAUCAUCUCCCUAAUU
Papaver somniferum (opium poppy) is the source of this 688-nucleotide messenger RNA. RefSeq names its product GLABROUS1 enhancer-binding protein-like 2. The transcript has 3 exons. Gene Ontology annotation, biological process: regulation of DNA-templated transcription. The record is from RefSeq and is a predicted model, not a curated record. Gene Ontology annotation, cellular component: nucleus. Lineage: Eukaryota; Viridiplantae; Streptophyta; Magnoliopsida; Ranunculales; Papaveraceae. Bases 64 to 537 code for a protein of 157 amino acids.